Messenger RNA from Penicillium roqueforti, 1620 nucleotides. Its product is annotated as sugar porter family MFS transporter. The record is from RefSeq and is a predicted model, not a curated record. Gene Ontology annotation, biological process: carbohydrate transport; transmembrane transport. Gene Ontology annotation, molecular function: carbohydrate:proton symporter activity. The transcript has 4 exons. NCBI's taxonomy places the organism in Eukaryota, Fungi, Ascomycota, Eurotiomycetes, Eurotiales, Aspergillaceae. Gene Ontology annotation, cellular component: membrane. Bases 1 to 1620 code for a protein of 539 amino acids.
AUGGCCAUCACAAAAUCCUCCGAGCCGGCACCUGUUGCGACUCUCAGAGAGCGUUCCCUCGCUGUCGCCGCGGAAGUUGAGCAGCAGCAGAGCUGGCUAGAGAGGAAACUCAAACCCAAGAAGAUCACGGCCCGGUACCCGUUGACAGGCAAAUCCUUAUUGUAUGCAACAUGUGCCUUUGGAAGCUUGGGAGAUGCCCUUUUCGGUUAUAACUCUGGUAUCAUGUCCGGGCUGCUGGUCAACCAAGUUUUUAUAACUCGCUUCUUCAAAGACUAUGGAGGUGCUGAUGGGACGACCACUGCGGUCGAUCCUGCGAUCACCGGCAUAUCUGUUGCGUGUUUGCAAGCAGCAGCGGCGGUAGGAUCACUCAUAGCCGGUCGUCUUGGAGACAUGAUUGGCCGAAAGAAGUGUGUCCGUGUCGGCGCUUUCAUCUACUUCUUCAGCUCGUUCAUUCAAAUAUUUGCCCCUGAUUUUGCCACGUUCGUUGGAGGCCGCACGGUCCAAGGAUUGGGCGUGGGUUUCCUCUCUAUGACUGUGCCUAUCAUCCAAACAGAAAUUGCUCCUUCUCAUCGCCGAGGUUUGAUGGUGGGUAUAGAGUACAGUUGUUUGAUCGCUGGAUAUAUGAUUUCUUGCUGGGUGGACUUUGGGUUUAACUUCUUGCUGCCACACCAUAUCUCAUGGCAGGGGCCUUUCAUCAUCCAGAUUGUGUUCUCUUUCGUCUUGUUUGUCAUGUCAUUCUUCCUACCAGAGACCCCUCGAUGGUUGGCUUUGAAUGGGUUCAUUGACGAGAGCCUGCAAACAAUUGCAGAUUUACAUUCUGAUGGUAAUAAGGAGGCGGAGGUUGUUCAGAAGACGUUCCUCGAGAUUCAAGAAGCGGUUAUCUAUGAGCACAAUCUUGGAAAGUCCGGUUGGAAGGAAAUGUUCACCCGGUAUCGCAAACGAACCAUUGUUGGAAUCACAGUGCAGAUGUUCGCGCAGAUCAACGGAAUCAACAUCAUCUCCUUCUACCUUCCGAGCACCCUCGCCUCCGCUGGCUUUGAUAAUCGCAAAUCCCUGCUGUACACUGCUGCAAAUGCUCUUCCCUACACCGCUGCAACAGUUGUUACCUGGUGGUUGGCUGAUCGAUGGGGCCGAAAGCCUCUGCUCAUUCUUGGAGGUCUCGGCAUGGCCGUACUACUAGCCAUUGUCUGCGUCUUCACCGAAAUUAAUGUGGAUGUUCAAGUCAAAGCGAACGGCCAAUAUGCCUUCGUCAUGCUUUACAAUAUCCUCUACGGAUUCACCUGGGGUCCGAUGCCGUGGCUUCUGCCCGCGGAGAUCUUCCCACUCCGGGGCCGGAGUAAAGGCAUGGCCCUGGCCACGACUAGCAAUUGGGUCUUUAACUUCAUCAUUGGAAUGGUCUCUCCGGACGCUUUCGCCGGCAUUCAUGGUUAUUUCUACCUAGUGAUUGCAGGAUUCUGUCUCAGUUCGGCCAUUCUAGUUCACUUUUACUAUGUCGAGACAGCACACUGUUCUCUCGAGGAGAUUGCUGUUGCAUUCGGUGACAAGGCAUUUGCGGAUUCUGAUGCGGAGGUUAUGGAAAUGGCUGAUGCAAAGAGUGAGCAGGUGGAAUACUCGGCAUGA